Caenorhabditis elegans is the source of this 1603-nucleotide messenger RNA. RefSeq names its product nucleolar complex associated 4 (gene T20B12.3). NCBI's taxonomy places the organism in Eukaryota, Metazoa, Nematoda, Chromadorea, Rhabditida, Rhabditidae. The transcript is spliced from 5 exons. The record is from RefSeq and is marked reviewed. Bases 5 to 1519 code for a protein of 504 amino acids. Gene Ontology annotation, biological process: ribosome biogenesis.
GGCAAUGGACGACGAUUUGGACCAAUUUUUCCAUGAUGAUGCGGAGCAGAAUGCUGAUUUUUCGGAUGAUGGCUCAGAAGAUGAAGCGCCUGACAAUGUCGAUGUCAAUUAUGAGUUGGAGAGGGAAGAACCCAAAAGCAAGUCUGUUGCAGAAUUCACUAAAUUUUUGCAAGAAUGCGAAUAUCCGGAUGACAUCAUAAAAUACUUUAAAACGAUAAAGUUUUUCGAAAAAGACGCAAAAACUGGAGAUAUUGUUUCUACAAAAUCACUAAAGUUUACUGUAACCGGUUUCAUUCAAUACUUGUUUGGCACGAAGCGAAUUCAGCGUCCAGUUCUCAGAGGAAUCGCUAAAAUUUUUGGAAGAUAUGAUAUUUUCCACUUAAUCUCCCCGGAGCUUGUGAAGUCUAUAACGCACCUAAAAGAAACUCGCACCACCGCCUGGUUCAACCUGUUCAAUUUUCUUUCAUUCGUCCCGCACCCAACUGAUCGAGUGACGAAACCAUUAUUUCGCCAGUUUUGUGUCAGAACUCCAUUCAACGAUAAAAGUAUGAAAAAACGAAAGCUGACAUGGAUCUCAACUGACUAUGACAACGUUUGGAUGGCUGUUAUGAAUGGAAAAAUUAGUGACAAGUUGACACUGAAACUUAUUCCAUAUAUCACUCAGAACGUCAUUUCGAAAUUGAAAGCACCAUUCAAAUCUGCUGAUUUCUUUUUCAAAAUGUUCGACAAAACUGACUAUCAUGGAAUUCUUUCGCUUGGUGCUAUUUUUCGUCUUAUUUCAGAACAUAACUUUGAAUAUCCGAAAUUCUACGACAAAGUAUAUUCAUUGACGAACCCAUCUCUUCUCUAUAUGAGUCAGAAAGAAUCCAUUCUGACACUUCUGGAUAGUUUCCUGUCGUCUACCCAUCUCCCAACAUACAUCACUGCUUCGUUCCUCAAACGACUCUCCCGAUGCCUUCUUCUUGCUCCAAUUGAUGCUCAGGAACCAAUUCUUGGAUUAAUUAGAAAUCUUGUGAUUAGACAUCCAAACUGUUCUGAAUUGGUUCAUCGUGAGGUUCCUCAGACUCUUUACGAUGAUCCUUUCGACAAUGAUGAGACAGAUUUACACAAAACUCGCGCAUUGGAAUCAAGUCUUUGGGAGAUGAAACUUCUUCAAUGUCACUGGAAUCAAAGUGUCAGAAAACGAGCUCAUUUCGUUGAUAAAUCGAUUCAAAAAAUUGAGUCUUACGUUCGAUUCCGAUGCACCGACGAGUUAUUCUCUGUAAACAUGGCAAAAUCAUUUGGCGGAGAGGAUGGAGAAGCUGAAAAAUAUCGAAAACUGCAAGACGGGGAUGAAGACGAAGAGGGAACAGGAAAGCCGGAACCGAAGAAAGCUCGUAGAAAAGGAUUUGGUGGGAAAUUCGCUCCAAAACACGAAGAAAAAGUCACAAGAGCAGUCGGUGUGAACUCUGAAGCGCCGAAAGGAAUUCUUGAUAGACAAGUUCCAAUCAUCGAUGUUCCAACUUUAUGGAAAAUUUAAUCAGAUUUUUUGUUACAGUUAUUGUUGUUCCACUUUUGUUGUUGUUUUUCCGUUUUCUCGUUUUUAUAUUUUAAAUUUUCAAAA